Molecule: messenger RNA, 4499 nt
Organism: Phaeodactylum tricornutum CCAP 1055/1
Lineage: Eukaryota; Bacillariophyta; Bacillariophyceae; Surirellales; Neidiaceae
Exons: 1
Coding region: 2287-3495 (402 amino acids)
Source: RefSeq, a predicted model, not a curated record
CACAAUAGAACUGUGUUUGCCCUAAGUUAUGUACAUUUACUGUCGAUCAAAGAAGUACAUUGGCUGCAAGGUUCCCGAGAUGAAGCCAAAAUAUACGUUCUCGAACGAAAGAGUAGCUAAGCACAUGCACUGAUAUCUACUCGAAGGCGCCCUGUUUGCAUGAAGCAUUAUGCUUCUAAAGCGACGAGCACGCGGCUACUGACAGAAGCUAGAGCGGCGUGACUACUUGAUCCCACCCCUUGAGCGUGUUUGACUAAGGGAACUUGGAUGUGUCCACGGACUGCCGGUAGGGCACAGAGAGCUUCCAGCGCUUCAAGAGCAAAGUACGCCGAAUGCGGGUGAUGAGCAGCUUCCUCUACCUUGGCAAGCAGCACCUCGACCAAUUCGACGCCCGUCAAUCGGACACAUUCGUUCAAAGCGUUCGUCAAGUCGGCGGGCGCCAACAGGCGCAACCCGUUGGCAACUGUUACAAGUGCCAGGUAAGCAUCUCGUUUCCCUGCUUCCCGAAUAGAAGUACCUGGCCAUGCUCCUAGCACUGUCAAGGUAAGAACCCGUUCUUGAAUUGGGGCAAGCACUGCGUGAUUCGUCUGGGACGCCGCCUCCCCAAGCAGCACGCAUCGUGCCACUCUUUCGGCUGUUUCCAAACCCGUUUUUCCGGGAUCUGUCAUAAUGCAGAGGCUUUCUAAUCCCAAGAUUCGAGCAUCGUGACGAUCAGCGCAAAUUAGAUUGUGCGCUAUUUCCAAAGCCGAAACAACGGGAUCCUCGGAAAUGUUGGUUUCACGCAUGGCAUACUGCAAGGUGUAUUCGGCCUUACGCAAAGCUGGCAUAGGUACGUGUCGAGACAUGGCAAGUUCCAAUUUUUCUCCGCGUACGGCAUUUAGAAUGCGUUUGGCGUACAUGCAGAAGAGUACAGAGUCGCCCAACACCCGUUGGACUUCGAGUACGGCUUCUGCCGAAUCUUUCCGGUCUUUCCAUAGCGAGACCCGAAGUUCGAGUUGUUCCAAGCUUUCACAGGAUGCAGCCAAGGGGGCGUCGUGGUAGAUUGUGCGGAGAGAAAGGGCCCGGAAAACUUCCUCUAGAAAAUCAAGUACUUCCGAUAGUCGAUCGCAUGGAAAGCGAAUAUGGCUGAUUUCCAAAGGAUGGUACAUACCCAUACGGGUAAGUACACGGCCUUCCUUUUUCCAGGUAGCCUUGUUCACUUCGGUGGUGAACUCCAUCUUUUCCGUGUUGAAGGUAUUGAUGGGAACUGAGGCACUUUGGCGGAUGGCAGUACCCGUUGGAAAUAGCUUGGCGGUUUCCGGCGUCGACGACGGACGUGCCAAUGCCGGUUCGGCCAAGUGCAUCACGGCAGCUCUGUAAAGUGAACCAGUGAAGUAGUUAGCUUCGUUGUCAAUAUGGUCUGACAUCUGCUUUCCGAACCGCCUCAUUGUAUUGGUUGUGAAAUACGUUCAAAGCGUUUAAUUUGUGAAACACAGAACGAUCCCAAAUGAGAAGCAGUCUUGCGUUCCAGACGUAGAUGUGAAGGUUCGUGUCUCACCAUACAAGAUUGAAUUCAAACACGACGAAAUUGCAUUUUCUCGUGGGGCUCCGUUGGACCCCUGUCGGACACGAUUCGUCCAGUGCCGUUUUGCCGUCUGGUGCACGUCCAACCACGGUGGACAUUUGGAAUCUCACGAGUCGACAACGUACCGAAAAUCGGGGCCAUUGGGAGCGGUAGAUCCCGGGAUCACGUCGAGACGCCGAUCCCGAGAUUUGGCAGCGCUUACGCCGUCGAGUGAUGAUUCUUCAUACUUUCGAUUUUCAUUUUUGUUCAUGGCGGUUGAGAAGAAUCAAAACGGAGCUGCGCUAUUUAUGUUGCGAUUGUUUCGAUGGGCUUGAUUUGGUUUGUGCACGUCGUGGAAAAGCCCCGGUGACAGUCGUACACACAAACCCUGGGCUGCGGGUCUCGAACAGAAGUAUCCAAUCACCGUCGAAAACGACACCGUUCGGCUUGGGUUCCAUUCCUCGGCAGAAUCAGCGAAUCAGAACUUAGGAUUCUUCAGCAACACCCGGAGAACACGGCAGACGGCGUCUCAAGAUUUCGAAAGAACCAAACCCGGAAAUCGUGUUCACGAUCGUCAUCGUGCGCUACCGAAUAAUCGAACCCGAAUUCCAGCAAUCUGCGAAUGACAGUGAAUUGGUGUCACACGUGGAGUUCCAGAAUCAGUCAAACAUGAUCAAACAGGACUCAGACAACCCAACCCGCCAAGGGUUUGGAGGAAAGGGGUCUUGCGAACGCGGUAGACAAUGACCGACCCCUUUUUUGUCCGACACGAUCGGUUUUGUCCCGUGUUGGGAGAUCCGACGACGGCGUGGGUCCACAAUUUGCCGUCAAUAAUGACUAAUGACAAGGUCGAAAAUCAAGUUUCCCGACGGAGACCUGAAGAACAGAGCGUCACUGACGAAGUGAGCGAAUAUCGCAAACGUCAAAGACGAAGAUCUAUUCUCUUUGCCUCCUUGAUUGUGUUGGCAUUCAUUCUUGCGACCGUACUCGGAGUUGUUCUCACACGAGACAGUCGCAAUAGCACAGUGUCCGAUCCGGAUUCCCAGCAAAAUCAGAAUGAUGACAACGUACCGGAAACCCCACCCGUGCUAUCGACUUCGGGCCCCACCACGACACCGUCUCCGACUCGUACCGUAGCCCCUUCCACAUUUCCAACCCAAUCCCUAGCACCGACUGCAACGGGUUCUAACUUCCCUUCCGCGACACCAACCAUGGGAGCCAGUCCUACCAACACCCCAACAGCGUUUGUUAUUCUCAACCGCUGGCCAUCCACCAGCAACGGUUUGUCUUUGACCGUGCAGAAUGCUCUUUCGCCAGACUGGCAAGAAACCUUUACCCUUGUACGCAACGACUGGGACAAUGGCAUACCGGACGCUGUGACGUUGAAUGUGCAACGCGUCGCGGUAGACACGUCCUGUGCAGUCCCAUCUACGCAAGGUGUUCUCAAAGUCUGCAAUGGCAAUGCCGGUCGAACCGGAUUUUUUGGAUUCAACAAUCUAUUGCUGCAGGACGGUCUCAUUGUUGCCGCCACGGCCGAGCUCAACGACUUUUAUUUGUCCGAUAAUAGUGUAGACGCACGACGUCAUACGCUGUGUCGACACAUAGGUAAUGGUUUGGGAUUGGCGAACGUUGACGAAGGCUUUUUAAAUCAAGAUCUGGGCACAUGCUUGGACUCGACCAACGACCCCGCCAAUAAUUUGAGUCCCAAUCGAAACGACUACGUGCAGCUCGCGGCGUACUACGGACCGGUAGGCCGACGCAAUCUGCAGCGCAAUAUACCGAAACCGUCUGACCUAGCCUUGCCGGAAGAUAUAGUGCUGGCGUAUGCACAAGUCGUUUCCAGUCCAACCAACUGGAGGAUUUUGCGGCACGACGAUCGAACGAUUGUGCGAGAGACGGACCUGGGAGGCGGUUUCAUGCUGCAAAAGAAGGCCUUCCGGGCCCACCAAUAGAAAUGCACAAUAGUCCAGAUCGACAUGGUCACGUAGGGAAGAAAGGUAGGAGAGAUGAUAUUGUAAGCAUCAGUGUACAAAAUGAAACAAGUUUUUCAAGACAGCGGAUGUCGCGUUAUUUUCCAUAAACUCAUUGUAGAAAUGUGGACGCUAUGCAUCCUGCAACCAGUCUUCACCAACUAGCUCUUCCAUGUAAUGUUUCCUAGUUUCACUAAGAGUCCCUCGAGCGACUGCUUCACGCUGUGCCUGUAUCCACUGCUGGACACCAGGAUCGGUCAAAAUUGCAUCCGUAGUCUCCUCGAGCCGUGCCUGUAUUAUUCGAUACUGCUUCAUGAAAGCGCUGCCACACUUUCGAUCGCUCACCCAUAGGAAGUUGAUUUUGUCUAACCUUUUGGCGUGCUCUGGAUCAACUUGCUCAAGCCCUAGACGACGUAUUCCCGUUACCCAAGCCCCCAGCUCUGGAUCGGAAGGAUACUUCUUGGGGGGAGAGCAGUCGCCUUCAUGAGUGCUUGCGUACUGCAAAAGACGACCGUACAGAUCAUCAAAGUCUCCUGUGGUAUACACGUCCUCAAGCGAAUGCCAGGUAAAACCGAUUUUUUCAAGAAGUGCAACUUCUUCUGAAGGAAGCUUUCCUUGCGUGUGCAAUCUGCGAAGAGUUUGGCACAUGCGACCAUCCGAAGAUCCUAAUGGAAUGUUGGGGUUGCCGUACUUUUCUAUGUGUUGCAGCAUGGCAGGGUAGACCUGUCGCAAUACAGGGGAAUGAAUCGGUCCAGGAACGCUAAAGACGCCGUCGCUUUCGCUACUAGCUUCAGUCAUGGCUGCAGUGAGAUGAUCACUUCUUGUGAAGAGCGAGCUCUUCGAUUUUCUGCGGGUCGAUCGAUGAAAUCUUUCAGGAACGUACUGGAAUGAAGAACAUUGUUCCGCAGUGUAUCUAAAAAAUAUGAACCCAAGUAGACGCAACCAACAGAGACACAAAGCUCUCAUGGUAUCCACAUUCAGCGACG